AUGUACAUUUUUUUUUUAUUCGAGUUGAAGUGGGGAGUGUUCAUUAUUGGAUGCAUAGAUAUGAUCCUGAGCAUUUUUUGCGGAUGGUGGUUACCAUGGAUUCCGCGACGAGCGGAGGAUGAUUUCUAUUUGAUGACAGCUCCCUCAACCCAAAAGUGGUGGAGAGAAACUUACAUUGAGACUUACUACAAUAGGUUUGGCUACACAAUGUAUGUCUUCCUGUUGGUGGUCCUAGUCCUUCACGUUGGAUCGUGUAUACUUCUGCUGGUCUCCGCAAUUUGGGAGGCAAAAGAGUGGGCUGCUCCCUAUUUGGCCACUGCCAUAAUGCGUUUCGUUGUGUUGCUUCUAAUUUUAUGUUGGAUAGUCAGCAAGUCGUAUGAUUGCACCACUAGUUAUUGGUUUAUCGGCUUAAGUCUUUUCACAUUUCCCUACUUUUGGCUAACAGUCGUUUCGUGGUAUAAUCCUUUUGAAUAACUGAUAUAUUUUAAAUGUUCUUAACCUAUUACAAAUUUUUUAAAAAUCAAUCAAUUUCGAA
This is a messenger RNA of Drosophila ficusphila, 535 nucleotides long. RefSeq lists its product as uncharacterized. NCBI's taxonomy places the organism in Eukaryota, Metazoa, Arthropoda, Insecta, Diptera, Drosophilidae. Bases 1 to 474 code for a protein of 157 amino acids. The record is from RefSeq and is a predicted model, not a curated record. The transcript is spliced from 5 exons.